UUCAUCUAUUCAACCACUGAUGGACUGAGGUUGUUUUUAUAUCCUCCUGCAAAAAUAAUGUUUUCUUCUUUUCUGUAAAUUAUUUUAUAAUUAGAAUAUAGAAAUAUUAUUUCUUUCAGGGAAAAAAAUUUUGUGUGCAAAAGAGGGGUUUAGACGUGUGAAAGGAGAGUGGUCUGCAGAAGCCCUAGUGCCACAGAGAAAAGGCCAUGGUAAAGGCAGGCAAAGGAGAGGAAAUGUUUUUGGCCAGUGGAAGCAGGGAGGAGCCUGGGAUAACCACCCAGCUCUCCAGGGAAGCCUGUGCCAGACUGAGAGCUCUCCUCUCUGGCCAGAGUCAUGCCAACCCAGGCUCUCCUGCCCAUGCUUCUCCUCUGUGUGCUGCUGCUACAGGCCCAGGGAGGGCACCGUAAACUGAACAGGAUGCAGGGUCUAAAGGCCUGUGAGAAGAAGCCCAGCGUGUAUCUUUGCAGCAAUCACUGUUCAUAUUUUCUAAAGUGUCCAAAAGCAAAUACUGUAUGUUGUUCAACCUUCUGUGGGAACGUUUGCAUGAGCCUCCAGUGAGGGGGUGAGGGCGCUGGACUUUGCAUCCUGCUCCCCCAAACUUCUAUUCAGACCAAAGCACAAGGACCUCAGAUCCUGGGCACCAGGAUGUCAACGGGAGUACACCUUUACCCUGCCUGAACUGUUUGUUCCUGUCAAAUAAACCAGAACAAAUGUCCACA
This is a messenger RNA of Felis catus (domestic cat), 719 nucleotides long. RefSeq names its product WAP four-disulfide core domain 10B (gene WFDC10B). NCBI's taxonomy places the organism in Eukaryota, Metazoa, Chordata, Mammalia, Carnivora, Felidae. The transcript is spliced from 2 exons. Gene Ontology annotation, molecular function: peptidase inhibitor activity. Gene Ontology annotation, cellular component: extracellular region. The record is from RefSeq and is a predicted model, not a curated record. Bases 334 to 558 code for a protein of 74 amino acids.